AUGGCGUCGAUGAAAAGAGAACGGCUGGAGGGGAGUGGAAGUGCGAAGAUGCCUAAGGUCUCAAAAGUCCAGCCGACCUGUGCGAGGAAGAGAACCGGUGUUGUACGGUCACUUUCGAGGGCACGGGAUCAUGGCCGUUCAAUCAACCCCGACCAAUGUCACCACGGAUGCCGCCGCAGGAAGCCUGAAAUUUCCGUCCUGGAGAGAGUGUAUCCGGAAAGCGUAUAUCCAUUCACCCGGCUUCCAGCCUAUCCAUCCCCGGUCGAGAUCCGCUUCUGGCGCAAGAACACAAUACUCCUGGUCUCAGAGGACCAGGAAAACGCUGCUCCACAGCCAUGCACAGCGGUGGUUCAAUUCGCGCAGUUGCCGGUCCUACAGAACGCCGCCCAUCAGCACCUCUCAGAAGACUCGGCGACAUUUGAUCAGCGCUCGAGGGAUCCCAGGAUCCCCUUUACAGCGAGUAUAUGUCCUGACUGA
Molecule: messenger RNA, 477 nt
Organism: Trematosphaeria pertusa
Lineage: Eukaryota; Fungi; Ascomycota; Dothideomycetes; Pleosporales; Trematosphaeriaceae
Exons: 2
Coding region: 1-477 (158 amino acids)
Source: RefSeq, a predicted model, not a curated record